AAAUAUUACAUAAUGACUGCAUGCUGGUGUCACCGAGUCACUCCCGGCGGUGCCGAGCGUCUCGUUCCAUCUGCGGUUCGGAAACCGUUUCGUGGAAUCGCUAUUUCACCGCCUCUGAUUAAGCAACGACAAGGGAUCGAUCUGAGAUCGGAAAGAUGGAAUAGGCAGAGAUUAUGGAUUGUGAAAUCGAUCGGAUCAGAAAGCUUGAGCGAGGGGAAUUGCAGUCCGUGCUUGAAUGGCGUGGCUGAGAACAACGAGUCGGUGAAGCAUAGCAGCAUCGUCGAAAAGAAGGAGGUGGAUGGUCGGCGGCAAGCAGAUCGUGAUCGGACGGUGGAGGUGGUGGUGGCAGCGACGGCGACGGUGGUUAUGGGAGUAGGAAAUAGGGUUCUAUACAAGCUUGCUCUCGUCCCUCUCAAGCACUACCCUUUCUUCCUCGCUCAGUUCGCCACUUUCGGAUAUGUGCUGGUCUACUUUUCUAUAUUGUAUGCCCGCUAUCAUGCUGGCAUUGUAACUGAUGAGAUGCUUUCCUUGCCAAAAACUCCAUUUCUACUUGUUGGUCUGUUGGAGGCUCUUGCUGCGGCUUGUGGAAUGGCAGCUGGAGCCAUGCUUUCUGGGGCAUCCAUUCCAAUAUUGUCUCAGACCUUUCUUGUGUGGCAGCUUCUCUUGUCAGCUAUUUUCCUUGGGAGAAGAUAUAGGUUCAAUCAAAUUCUUGGAUGCUUUCUUGUCUCUGUUGGUGUUAUAAUAACUGUUGCAAGUGGAUCUGGUGGUGGUCUUUCACUGAAAGAUGCUGGGAUCUUUUGGACGCUUCUGAUGAUUACAUCCUUUUUGUUUCAAGCUGGUGACACGGUGUUGAAGGAAAUUAUUUUCUUGGAUGCUCGUAAACAAUUAAAGGGAGGUUCUGUAGAUCUUUUUGUUGUGAAUUCUUAUGGAUCUGCUUUCCAAGCACUGUUUAUAUGCCUUUUGCUACCUUUUCUAUCGAAGUUAUGGGGUGUUCCUUUCCAUCAACUGCCAAGCUAUCUUAAAGAUGGGGCAGCAUGUUUCCUAAACAUCGGUACUUUAUCAAAUGGAUGCGAAGGGGCACCGUUGCUGCCAUUGCUGUUUGUAAUUGUUAAUAUGGGCUUCAACAUAUCACUGCUACACCUUCUGAAGAUCUCUUCUGCUGUGGUUUCUUGCCUUGCAUCCACUUUUUCAGUUCCUCUCUCCGUCUACGCCUUCACACUCCCUCUCCCCUACAUCGGUGUUGCCUCUUCUCUCCCCGCUGGCUUCGUCACUGGUGUAGCCGUUCUUGUCUCCGGCCUCCUCUUCUACUGUUGGUCUCCCUCCUCCACAACCACCACCACCGCCGCCGCCACCACCACCACCAUGUCCACCUCCCUUGACCGUCCUCAUCAUGCCUAGUCUCUAACGAUCACAGCCCCC
Molecule: messenger RNA, 1419 nt
Organism: Telopea speciosissima
Lineage: Eukaryota; Viridiplantae; Streptophyta; Magnoliopsida; Proteales; Proteaceae
Product: protein CLT1, chloroplastic-like
Exons: 10
Coding region: 13-1398 (461 amino acids)
Source: RefSeq, a predicted model, not a curated record